GGGGAGGGCGGCGGACUGGUCCGGAGUGAAGCCAGGGGUGGGAGUCCAACCGCCUGAACUCAGCGACAUCCUGCCAACAGACUCAUCAUGGAUAUAUAAGCUGCAGCACACCUGCUUGACAAUAACGACUUCAGACCUCCGACAACUGACCUCAGCCUGUUACCAAAGUUCAGGUGCCUUCAGUGACUCCACAGCAUGCUGCCUGGGAGAACGGCUGAUGUCCAGCACUGCGUCUUGACAAGCCGCUGGCUGCCUGCAUCUCUGGCGCUGCUCAUCCUCCUCUCCUCCAGCUUCAGCAGAGCCCACAGCACCACGGUGGAACAUGACUUCCACAUUGUUCACAAUGUUGACAACAGAAGUCCAGAGAUAGACCCAUUCUGGUACGUGGGGCGUGGGGUGAGACCCAUUGGGCGCUUCGGGAAGAGGCACAGCAGUGUGGAGGCUCUGGGCAACGGGGGGAUGCAGCCUGUCGUCAGGACGUUGGCACUGCUGCUCAGCAGCCUCAGAAACAAGGAGAACCUUGGGAACGUGCUGGAUGGGGAGGACAGGGAUUGGUUACCAUGACAGCGUGUCCUUCUUUCUUCAUCCACAAACUCUGUCUUCAUUUUUUAUCUUGAUUGAGGUUAUAAACCAUUUUGCUCUAGCUCUUAACCGUAUUUUCUCUCUGGUGUCUGUUAUGAGGCCUUGGUUGAUAGGAUCCUCUGUGAAAUCACCCACCAAAUGUAUCUGUACAUAAAAAUGCAUUCUAUAUUGAUUAAUAAACCAGGAUGUUGUGAUUAUA
Molecule: messenger RNA, 781 nt
Organism: Dicentrarchus labrax (European seabass)
Lineage: Eukaryota; Metazoa; Chordata; Actinopteri; Moronidae
Gene: prlh2
Product: prolactin releasing hormone 2
Exons: 4
Coding region: 196-564 (122 amino acids)
Molecular function (GO): hormone activity
Source: RefSeq, a predicted model, not a curated record